This is a messenger RNA of Microstroma glucosiphilum, 858 nucleotides long. RefSeq names its product DUF292-domain-containing protein. Lineage: Eukaryota; Fungi; Basidiomycota; Exobasidiomycetes; Microstromatales; Microstromataceae. The record is from RefSeq and is a predicted model, not a curated record. The transcript is spliced from 6 exons. Gene Ontology annotation, biological process: protein transport. Bases 1 to 858 code for a protein of 285 amino acids.
AUGCCGGCCUUCAAUCUGUCGCGGACAAAAGUCCAGCUCAAGCUUGCAGUAGAGCGGACGAAGAUGCUGCAGAGUAAAAAGGAGGCCAUUGCAAAGAAGGAUCGGAGAGAUAUUGCCAACCUCGUAGAGAGGGGGAAGCUGGAGACGGCCAGGAUAAAGACCGAGGGCAUCAUUGCCGAGGACAUUCACAUCGAGCUGCUUGAAAUCCUGGAGCUCUAUUGCGAGACCUUAUUAGCCAGAUUUGCCCUGCUAGACCUCCUUGGAAAAGAGCCUGAGCCCUCAAUAGCAGAAGCCUGCGCCGCCAUAAUCCACGCCGCUCCUCGCGUAGAGCUACGGGAGCUGCACGUCCUUCGCGAGAUGCUCAUCUCGCGCUAUGGUAGAGAGUAUGCAGAGGCGGCCACGGAGAACAAGGGUGGAUCGGUAGUGAGCACGAGGAUCACCAGUCGGAUGGCAGCUCAGACGCCGGGGGAGGAGCUGGUGGACAUGUACAUUUCAGAGAUCUGCAAGGCCUACGAUGUGCCCUUUACAUCCCCGCAUCUGAAGAAGGAAGAGGCUGAGGUAGCAGAAGUAGAAGGAGAGACUAGUAGCACCCCCCAGCCAGCCGCCGUGCCCGUGAUAGACGCCAAAGCAGCAGCUGCAACUCAUUCGGACGCACAGCACAACGUUGAGCUCGGCAACGCCGUUGCUAAAGACGGGGGCAAGUCGGAUGGGGAGCCAAAGAAGACGUUGGCGAGCAAGAAAGCGACGGAAGAGGUGGAUGCUGCCAAAAAGAAGGACGAGGAGAAGAGUGCAAAUGGAGGAGGAGGCAACGCUUAUAACGAUCUGGAGGCUAGAUUCGCCGCUCUGAAGAGGAAGUAG